GUUGGUAAACCGCUUGCAUCGCGUACAUAGUGCAUGAAGCUUCUUCCGCGGCACAGACCUUCGCAAGCCUCCGCAAGUACCACCGGCUAGUACCACCAAGGACGCGGCCGCGAACAACUCAAGAAAUUGACGGAGCCGCGGAAAUAUAUCGCCCAUUUGGUCUGCAGUUCCGGCAAAUUUCACAAUGCGCGUCUUCAUUUUCGUCGCAAUUCUGUGCGCGGUCCACGUCGAGUCGCAGUUCUGGAAGUACCCCCAGCAGCUGAUCUCCACCUGGCUGCGCCAGGGCAAGACCGGGAGUGACAAAGUGACGACGAUUCCGCCGGCCACGGUGGCCAAGCUCACCACCAAGCCCCCCGUCACCAAGGGCGCGCCGCUCAAGAGCGAGAGCAAGCGGCCCACCAAGGCCAAGACCACGAUGGGGGCGACCACGGCCAAGACCACGAUGGUGCCGGUGACGACCACGAAGCUCAACGGGACUGUCACUACCAGGAGAAUUAUCUCCACGUCGAGCGCGGCCACCGAGACCAGCACCAUCGUCGAAACUACCACCCAUGAAGUCACAGCCACCACGGAAGAGCCCAGGGAGAAUCAAAGGACCCACGACUUCUACCUCAGCAAAAGGGAGAAGCCGCAAGUUAAAAUCGCCUCCAAUAUCAGCCAGAAUCUGUUACCCCUGCCUGCUGGAGCUAGUGCAGCUCUCGUCAAGCCGACGAAAUACCACUACUACCCCCACAACCAGCACAUAUAUCUCCUGCCAGAAUGCGCAAUUCAGCAAGUGUGUAAUGCCGUUUAUGUCAGAUUGAACUGGACGCAGCCUCUUUGUGCUUGUCCUUCGAGGUAUCGUGAUCCUUGCUCGGCAUCGCUCAAUUCCGAUGAUCAACACACGACCGAACUGAUGAUUGACAGGAAGUCCAGGCGCGCACUGACGUUAGUGAAGACUUGCGAGCCAACCUCGGACAUGCGAAUAUGUCGCUCGCCGCGGGACUGGUCCCUCUUAGCCCUUCAGAACAUCCGGACGGGAAAAUCGCACUAUUUAGUAAUUUGCCGAUGUCCCGAAGUUAGCAUACUGGAGGGGCCCAUGUCCCACGACCAGCCAACCUACGCCAGCGUCCCUGGCAUCCGAGUCUACGGAAUGAUGUGCGUCGACGGCAAACGCCGCGGACGGCCCUUGCGGACCUCCCGGUCGGUGGAAACGCCCCCCUUCCCGUGGGACAAGGCGGAAGAAUUAGCGAAAACCGCACUGUGGGAUUAACAAUAGCACAAUUGUGAUCUAGCAAUUUUCCCCGAGAUUUUCUUGCAUUUAUUCUAGAUUUUAGUGUGUGUUCUUAGCUAAAGACUUCUAAAUAAUGCGAAUAAUUUUAGUCUUAUCGCCAUGUUUAAAACAACAGUGGUCGCAAUUUUUGACGACUGCUCUACCGGGAACCCCAUUUUGAAGGCACUUUCGAAGUGUGGUUCCGUUUCUGUAAUUUUUUUAAACAUGGCUAGAUGGGUUAAUCACUACUAACUUGCGGUGGACGGUUUAAACAAUUAUUUAUUUAUUUAAGUUAUUUUUAAAUUAUUUAUAUUUCCUGCUUUUUAUUUAUAUUUUUGUAUAUAUGGCGCGACAAUAAAGCGAAACUCUGA
Messenger RNA from Tribolium castaneum (red flour beetle), 1623 nucleotides. RefSeq names its product doublesex cognate 73A (gene dsx-c73A). The coding region runs from base 185 to 1252 and encodes 355 amino acids. Lineage: Eukaryota; Metazoa; Arthropoda; Insecta; Coleoptera; Tenebrionidae. The record is from RefSeq and is a predicted model, not a curated record. The transcript has 5 exons.